AUGCCCGGCUUUCCAGCAGGGAGCCGCUGCUACGCUGCGGCAGAGAUGAGCACGGGCGUGCUCAAGAGGUCUGCCAGCCUUAAACCGGGCGAGCAGUGCAGCACCGGCGUGGCGCACCUAACCGGCUGCACCACCACGGACAUCAUCAGCCGCACGGGCGUCUCCGCCACGCACCGGUGGGAGAGCAUCUCGUUCGACCCGGACGACCAACCUCUCGCGAGGACGGGCCCGACGACGUCGGGUAUCCGGAGCCGUGGCAGCGAAUCCGUGACAGCGAAUCCGUGGCAGCGAAUCCGUGAUGCGGUCGGCGACAUCAUGCCGGCGCUCAAGGACCCGAGCCGCUGGGCGGACUGCCCCUACGUCGCGCUUGACAACACCGACCCCAGGUUGAAUGCCCGGUCGGGCACCAACGGCAAGAACGAGACUGGAGGUUACUAA
Messenger RNA from Thermothielavioides terrestris NRRL 8126, 438 nucleotides. RefSeq lists its product as uncharacterized. The transcript has 3 exons. NCBI's taxonomy places the organism in Eukaryota, Fungi, Ascomycota, Sordariomycetes, Sordariales, Chaetomiaceae. Bases 1 to 438 code for a protein of 145 amino acids. The record is from RefSeq and is a predicted model, not a curated record.